GUGAUGUUUUAAUAAUAAAUGAUUUAUUUAUUUUUCGGUUUGUUUUUGUUUUGAUUUUGAAUUGCAGUGGACUGAUGCACUUUUGUUGCCCACUUUGGCGAAAAGUGCCCAACUAAUCGCUUUUGUUGUAUUUAUUAUGAUUAUUUUGUUGCUUUUUGCAUGUCACCAACCGAAAAAAAAAGCACAAAACGCGCGCGUUCACUUGUAUGUCGUUCUGUGUUUGUGUUCGCGCCCGCGUAUCUGUGUGUGUUUGUGCGAAUUUGCAAGAGACGGGGCGUAUGAGCAAUGCCGUGGCGAAAACUUUGCCACUUUUGUUGUCUGCGACGAAAGCAAAAACAGCAAAACACCGUCAACAACACACAAAAAAAAAAAAAAGUAAAAUAAUAAAAACACAGUUUUACAUGCGCAGUUGUUGUUUUUGUUUUUACUUGGCUGCUGUGGCGUUGCAGUGCGUAUUACUUUUGUAGUUUUUUCGUUUUCGUUUCUUUUUUUUAGCGUCCGCGCUGCGUCGACGCGUUGUAAGCGGUUUGAAAGGUGGCGCAGUUAUGGCGCUCUGUCUCUGCCGCCAAUUCGAACAGCUGAGCGCCAGCCGAAGAGAGAGCCGAGAAGAGAGCCGAAGACUGCCGAAGAGCGCCGAAGUGCUCGCGAAACUACAAUCGCUACAUCUAUGGCUAUGUGUGUGUUGGUGUUUUGUCAACGCUUUUGCAUUCCGCGCCCGAAUUCUUUUUUUCCUCAUUUUUUUUGGCUUUUCCCUUGUUUUUCUUUUGGGCCAGUUUUGCAGUUGGUGUUGUUGUUGGCCAACACUUGUCGUUGUCCGUCGUCUCUUUUGGCCAUUAUGCAACGACAGCGAAGCGAACGGUCACACGAAGUGUUAAAGCUGAUCUCUGAUUGGUCGGAAAAUGGAGCCACGAGGCGACCCGAAGUGCGGUCACUCUCGCGUUAUCUCAGUUUGGGUCUGCUCACUCUCUCAAGAGAGGGUCAACAAAAAUAAUUGAGGAAAAGCCAAAACACAAAGAACAUGCCAGAAGUCGAGUUUUCCGAAUAAAACAUACCCGGUUUAUCAGCAAAUUUUUGGCGAUAUUUCAAAUGUGUAUAGGGCUUAAUGUAAUAAUAAGUAUUAUCAAUAAACUGAGAUCAGCACGCGGGCAAAAUAGCUUUACACUUUAGCAGUACCAAGAGUUUUGUGCUAUUUUGUUCAUUAACUUAAUAUUUUAAGUACUUUUUUUGAUUAGCUUAAAAUUCUUAGAAAAAGAUUAAUGGAAGCUUUCCGUGGAAGAUGAAACCGUUUAAUAUUUCUGGAACUGUCAACAUAAUUUUCAAGAAUUUUAGACAGCUCUAUCUGCUUUUUUUCUCGCAACUGGCAAAACCAGUGCAAAAUUGCUGAUAAGAAUUGGGAAUUUAGCUACUUUAAUCUGGAUCUAUGUACAUACAUUGUGGGUUUUUGUGAGCCAAAAAUCAUUUUACUCCACAUCGUUCUAGGAAUUUCGCUUUGUUUUCCGUUUUUUACUUGAAAAACUUAUAAGGGUUCUUAUGUUUUAAAUUUUAGAAUAUCCAGCAUUUUUUUGCUAAACAUUUUAAACCAACUUCUACACAAUUAAUUUGUUUGGUUUUCGUAGAGCACGUUUUUUAAACCAGUGUGUAUUAUAUUCGACUAAAACUUUCUAGUUUAGAGAUAAUUUUGUUUGCUUUUUCUUUUUUGCACAAACACUUACAGAAUCAACUGAUAAGAUAGUCUGGAGUCCGUUGAAAAACCAAAAACUAUGGGGAAAAUACGGGCAAAGGGGAGGGGGGGUGCGGAACAAAUCGAACCCAGCGCGUGCCCAAAAGUCCCGUUAAUAAUUAGGUAUUGUGGUUGUCGUUUUUGUGGGUUCUGGAUUUUAAAAUGACCACAGUGAGUCAUGCGACUGAAUCAAUCACAUACAGAGAGACCGGCUUAAACAGACACAAAUCUAUUGUAUUUGAAUAAAGAGCUCCCAACGAUAAGGGAUUUAUACAUAUGUACAUAUAUACUCCUGAUCAGCAUACUCCGACCUUCAGGAAUUCCCCGCAGAUAAUUAACUAAAUUCAGUUUGCUGAUUUUAUACUCAUUCAUUUGUUUAAUAUUCAUUAUUUUAUAUUUGCAAUGAUAUAUAUAAUCAGGGAUUUGUUCGAUGAACCAUAUUUGUUUUUAUGUUUUUUCCCAAGGAGUUAUCCUUUUCAAACGAUCUUCAAAAUUAUACGAAUUUGUAUGUUAACCCAUUAAGGGCAAUCAGGCAAAAGCCGGACGCAGCGGAGAAAGUUUUUCGGGAAGAAAAUGUGCGCUGCUCGCUACGAUUUUGGUUAAUGGAGAGUAGAGAGUGGGCUAAAAUGACUCUAUGGUGAUGGCCAGUGAUGGAGUGAAAGGGAUGCCCGAUGUCGGCUAAUGUCUAAUUUGUUUUCUAUUUUCCAAUGCAGUCGUAUUUUUUGAUGCGCCAAAUUUAUCAAGCUCUUGACCAACCAUUGUUGGCAAACUUGUUUUCCGUUCCGUUCCUUUACUUUCUCCUGUCUCUCUCUUUUUUUCCGGCGAUAACUCGGCUCUUUCUCUAAAAAAAAGUAAAGAGCCUGAAAAACUCAGAUUGGGCGUAGGGAAUACAGUUCUACUUUAGCAGAGCAAAAGAUUUUUUUUUUUUUUUUUUUUUUUUUUGGCACUCCAGAGAGACGGGACUUACGGACUUAGGGAACGGAAAUGGAAACGGACACACAUGACGGCAAACAACUGAGCGAUAAGAUAGAGCAGCGGAGAGCGGGUCGAUCGUACACUUGGAAAAUAUAUUUCCCAAAGAAAAAAAUAUAUAUAUUAAAUAUUUAAAAUUAAAAAUAAAUACCUAAUCAGGCAUAAAUUGUGUAAGUAUAUUAAAAUUUCCAACGUUGUUUAACGAGUAAUUUUAAUAAACCACAUAAACCACAAGUGCAACGUGAUCACUAAAUUAACACUUCGUAGAAAGAUGACAAACAACUGGUUAUUUAUAUGUUUAAAUUCAAUCAGAAUUUCAAUUAUCCUGAUACCUAUUUAGAUCUUUUUUUUUUUUUUUAAUUUUUUCCAAGUGUCGAGGUGGGAAGUGAACUACUGCUGCGGGGGAAUAAUGAAGUCAAAACGGUCACGCUUACCCGCACAUUGAUGGAAAAUUAUAAUGAGCAGUGAGAAGAAGCGGCAGUCGCAGCAGUUGGGGAAAAAGAAGAAAUAGCCAGCAAAUGAUGAGGCAACCACGACGGACGUGAGAACGGAACGAACCGUCGAGAAAACCCCGUCCAAAAAAAAAAAAAAAAAAAACCCAGAGAAUAAAAGAAAAAAAACAGAAACAGGAACGAAGCGUCCAGCGAACGACGAGCAAAGAAACUUCGAAUCGCCCAAGCAUGCAAAUGAGACCGAAAGCCGGCGAUCGAGAGCCAUUCAUUCCAUUUCCAUUUUCAUUUCCAUUUCCAUUCAGGGGUUCUUUGAGGUUGCGAAUGGAACGCACCGAUGGAGCAGCUCGAUGGAAAGGUAAUGCAACACGCCGACAGCCGAUCAAAGUCGGAAAUAACCCAAUGACCUCAACCAUUUACAUUUCACAUAAAGGCAUAUAACAACUUGAUAGAUUUUUUAGCAAGAAUCGCUUAUCUUUUAUAUGCAAAUAACACGAUCAACGGAAUUUUUUGUUUUGGUAAAUAUUUUUUUCAAAAACUACACACUCUUUCUUUUUUCGAUUAUUAAAAGCCUCAUAUCAAUGACGUGGCGACCUAACUAAAUAUAGAUAUUCUCGACCAGCCGCAUUCAAUAAUGACUUCCUAGAAAACAAGCUCCCAACCUCCACAAUUCCUAGUCGAAAAACCAUAAUUUGCAUGUUUCAGUUUCGCACUGCCGCCGACAAUUUCAUCAUCAUCAUCAUAAGUAUUAUCAUCACCGCAACAGCCCAUCAACAUCAGAUAUAUAUAUAUUUAUAUAUGUAUAUAGUAUGUAUGUGUAUGUAUGUUUUUUUUUGCAAAACAACUGAAACCGAAAAUCCGAAGGGUUUUGCGCUCGAUGACAGACAGCUGAAACUGACCAGUUGACCACUUGACAACCUUGACACAAAUGAGGGCGAAAAUCGAAGGGCGAGGACGAAGGGGCGGCCAAACUGCAACUGGUUCGCCGGGGGGGCGUGGUCAUCAUAACAGCAACAACAACAAGGAGAAUGAGAACAACAACCAGGGUUACGGGAUGAGAAUUUAGCUACCUGGACGAAGAACUCAUUUGCCUAAUAGAACAAUUAUCGACGCCUACGGAAAAUAGUGUGGCAUUAUGUUGGUCCUUCUCCAAUUUCCACAGGAGCAGGAAGAGCUGCUCCGAAAACGAGAUGGUGAGUUGGUCGAGAGGCCAACUGGGUGUUGCACAACCAUUACGAUGAUUGUGUCCAUGAUAGUGACGAUAAUUACUCUAAUGACGGUCACGAUAAUGGCCACAAGUGGCCCCAGGCGCAAAUACCUUGCCGAUUAAACAGAAGCCUUCAAUUACAUUUCGUACGAUAGCCGUGGGAUAUAUACGUAUAUGUACGUACGCAAUUUGGACAGGUAAAGUGAAAACUUGCGAAUAAAACUCUAAUGGGGAGAUGGGAUUUUUAAGCCAUUAGGCAUGGUAAUAGGAAGUUCUUAAAUAUAAGGACCUAAUUGGUUUUUAAAUGAUUCAAAUAAGUUCUAAGUUAAAUACUACAUUCAUUUUUGAAAUGCUAAAACAUUUUCUAAAAUUAUAGUACACUUUAUACUAACUAUAAAUCCAAUAAAUUUUCCUACAAUUUUACUGCUGAUGCUAACAAAAUUGCCAGGAUAUCUGGCUUAAAAAACUCUUCAUAAAGCGCAUAUCCAAGCAUAAAAACCAUGUUCAAGUUCAACGUUUAGCAUGCCAUCCACACCAUUUCUUACCAAAAAAAAUGAAAACAAAAAAAACGGAAAAAGCGAAAAAAAAGGGAAGGCAAGAAAAAGAAAUGCCCACCCACUUUCCGCGCCCAUGUGCCAUCCACAUGUGCUUUCUGCUCCUUGACCUUCUCCCAUUCCGCUGGCAAAUCAACUUUGGCGCAGAACAAGACAAUGAACGCCGUAAUGAAUAUAUGUACAUGGGCGGUGGGUGGCAGGAGGGCGUGGCAGAGCGGUACAGGAGCCAGGCUGUAAGUGCAAAAGCGCAUUUAACGGCUUUCGCUGGCAAAGGAAACGCAAAUAAGCGACAAGGACGCGAACAAAGAAAAAGGAAGGCAGUCGCUAAAAAAAGAAGAAAACAAAAAACCCAAAAACAAAAAAAAAAACAACAACAAAAAAAUGAAAACUCUGAGAAGGCCAUCCUGUGAACUAUGUGUUUUAAAAAUGUCAAGGCUCUUUUUCGGGGGGCGGCAAUGGGUGGCUGAAUGGAAGGCGGACAGGCGGCAGUCGGCAGUCAGCAGUCAGCACAAAAUCCUGGCAACCCUUUUUGGCCAACAACAAGCGAACAAGGCAACAAGCCAACAGCCAGCCAAAUCCAUAAGCCAGUCAAGUCAAGCCCUCAAGGGCAAUUCGGUUAACAAAACAAUGGCCAACGACUGCGAUGAAAACGGCGACAACAAUGUUGGCCAAUAUGCAGCUCUGCUGUAAGUUCAAAUUGAAAAUUGCAGGGGGUGGCUUUUUCCACUUGAUUCCACUUGCGAAAAUAAUCCGGGGACCCAUUACGAAUCCAUAGAAACUCGAAAAUUAAAUAAACACAGAAGAGGAAAAUAUGUUAUAUGUUUUUUCCAAUUCAAUUUGGGUUUAACUGUUCACUUUAUAUAUGCUGAUAAUUCAAUUAAGCAAUAAAUGUUUAAAAAAAAGGGUUAUUAAGUUUGAAGAAAAUGUUUAUAAUAUGUAAUUAACAUUAUAAAUAAUAAAUAUAAUACCUAAUUAAUGUGCCUUCUUAAUCGACAAUCAGUAAAAGUUUAAUAAUUUAAUAAUCUCAUUUUAAGAUUGGCAAAGGGACUUAUGAUAAUUUUCCACCCCGUUUUCCCCACCCCCUCGAUGACAUUGAGUUGUCAUUAGAGGAGCAUUAAACAUUAGCAUUAAACGCAAACAUAAUCUGACUGCCGCUAAACGCUUUUGCACGCCAAUCAUUUUUGUGGCCAGCAGCAUUUUCCUGUUUUCCUGUACACUGCUUUCCCUCCCCAAUCCCUAUACCACGCCCCCCGUUUUGUCCUGCCGCCCACCGCCCAGUUUUCCCCGUUCUGUUUGGCUGCUAUUAAUGCUAUUGUUGAUUUUGCUCACUUUGUGGCUUUGCGUGUCAAAUCAGAUUUGGAAUUUCUGCUGCUGUUGCUGGCAGAGCUUCGGGGGUUUUUCCCCUUUCCCCUUUCCAUUUCCCAUUUGCACUGUUUGGGUUUGUGUUUUGUUUUUUUUUUUUUGUCGCAUUUUCCACUUGUGCGGCUCGGCUCCACUUUCGAUUUUUGGGUUUUGGCUUUGUUUACGAGCGUGCGACGUGUGUGGAUGCUAAUCGAGGAAAGCGAGUGACAAUUAUGUUGGCGGCACUUGCAAAUGACCUGCUAAUUUGAUUACAGCUCCAAAAAAUCCAAACAGUUGGGGAAUGGGGUUUUGCUAUUGGCAAAUGCUUUGCGAUACGAGCCUUGCUAAUAGAGUUGUUAUCAUUUAAUACAGUUUUUUUUUUGGAUAUCAGAAAAGUAAUGUUGUAAUGGGAUGAUAUAUUUAUCUAAAACUCUGCAUCGAAGUUUAAGAAUUUUCUGGUUAAUUUCUUUUUAAUUUCAAUUGUGUAACUCCUUUUCAAAUAUUCAAAACUAUAAAAUUUAGGUUUUUGGUAAAUGCCUGCAGUUUUAUGUGGACCUACAGUAUUUUAAAUCUUUUAUUAACCCUAUGAACUUCUGCUUCGGUUGAAGGCCAAACAUUUCGGAACAACGAACAUGGAUGGCGUAAAUCACUGGCGGCCAGAAUCAAACAGGUGGAGGGAAAUGCGGUGAGUGGGCGAGUGGGCGUGGAAUGCAGAGGUAAACAAGAACAAGAACAAGAACGGUGGCGAUGGUCGGCCGGAAAAUUGAAAUGUGCGUGUGGCGUGGAAAUUGCGUUCGAGCAGUCACCACAAAGCCCUCUCUCACUCUCACUCUCUCCCUCUCUCUCUCUCUCUCUUCGCCGCCCGAAAAGGGAACUAAUUGGGGGCAGUGGGUGGUGUGUGUGUGUGGAUGGGCGGUUCGGUUUUGUGUGGGCAGUAAGUGGGUGUUACUGGCUCAAAGGUCAGCAGUUCGAACAGCCAAUAUUAUCGUCAACGCUCCACAGGACCUGACACAUUGAUGACGGAAUCCUGUGGCGUGGCGGAAGAUGCCACUCGUCGUUCGUGGGCAACGAUGCAAAUUCGAUUUGCGAUUUUGGGCGCUUCGGCCUUGUGCUGGAUAUUGAAUGCCUCCGCCGCGCCGGUUGAUUGCUGCGGUUUGUCGUGGCGAAUUGCAAUUCAAUUCGAUUUCCAUCGGUGCUUGCCUCUGCGUGAGUUCUCAUCGCGUUAGUGGAAUGGUGUGCACCGAUUAUUACUUAGCCACCCCACCCAACCACCCCCACACACACACACCUGGCUAAAAGCCCGGGGGGAUUAGGGGUUGGCCCAGACACUUCGAUGACAAAUCCCUUUAUUAGCGAGACUUUGCAUCCUGACUCACUGUUCUUGGUGAGUAACGCCUUUUUUUUUGCUCUUUUACAAAACUGCAGUUUCAUUCGCAUUUGCAAUAAACAGGUCACUCACUAUAAACUGCAUAAACUUAAUCAGUUAACAGGUUUGUGUAACGAGUGUUUGAUUAACGAGUAUUUUUUAAAAAUCGAGAGAGUUCUACUCAAGAUCUUAAUGAAUUGGUUCAAGUUACAAGAAAUUUAAUUCAUUUAAAUAGAAAUUUAAACAUUUUGCCUACACAUGUAAUUUGGUUUGGACAGCAGUAUCAAGAAUCUGAAAAAACUCUUUAUAUAUUACAGCUUUGGUACAAAUAAAGUACGGGUGAUUUUUUCUAAAAUUGUUUAUAUGAAAAAAAAUAUUUAAUUGGAGUGCUCAUAAGGAUAUUUAAAUGUUGAUGGAAAAACCUUUCCAAUAUUAAGUUGUUCUUUCAACAUUUUCCCACUUCUAUUUAAUUGGCCACUACUGUAUGUACAUAUGUCACUUUGAGUUAUUUUCAACACAAAUUUUCGAAUUUAUUUUUCGAGCAUUGGCCGCGUCUGUUUUUGAUGGCCCGAAGGUGGGCAGAGUGCAGUGCAGAGUGUCGAGUAUUUUGGGGAGGGGGGAUCCUCGAUAUGCAUUCCCAUUCGCAUUCCUUAUCCGUUGCUUUUCUCUUGCACAUUUUCUCUCUCUCUCUCCCUCUCUUUUGCUGCUCUCUCCAUGUGUUUGGGGCUCUUAUUUUUGCGCUCGUUCAUUUUAUGCUGUUUUAUUUUUUUUUUUUUUUUUUUUUUGGACAUUGCCAACGAUGGCAUUUUUGUGGCCUAAAUUCAUGGCAACGUAGUGGCGGCCAGGGGGAAAGCGGAGCGGGUGAAACGGGCAAAAAGAGGGGGGAUUUGAAUGUGUCAGCGGCAGUUUGCCUCUGAAUGAAUCUGUUUACAUUUUCCACUUUGAUGUCUCUGUCCCGUUCUCUCCUCCACGAUCUUGUUUUAUCCCGCUUCUGUAAAGCCAGCCACCCACAAAACCUUCUCAUUACUGUUUGAUAGCUGAUAACAGCCUCAAAAGAAGUGACUAGACUAAAGUGGAACAAAAUGGUAAAAAGAAAAUGGUAAAUGGAAAAAUGGAAGACAAAAAAAAAGUUUUAAAAAUAAUCUUAAUAAUUACAAGAAAAUGUAACCAGAUACAUUUGAUCUGUGUCACUAGAUUGAAAGUUACUAAAUAAGAACGUUGUCUUCCGGCAAGAUAAUUUUUUAAAUCUAGUUUAAUUUUUUUCAGUGCACGCUUUUACGAACACACUCAAAUAAAACGGCUACUUAGGAGCACCGUUAAACGAUGACGACGAAAGCCAAGAAGAGGCAGCUAGCAAGUUGCAGGCAACAACAACAAUUGCAGCUCCAAGAACAACAACAGCAAAAACUCAACUGGCUGCCGACGACUUCUUAUAAAAAAAAAACGAGACAGCGGGAAAAUUGUUCAAGAAAAUUCUUAUAAGAAAUUAGCAAAAACGAUGACGACAGCAGCAACAGCAGCGGCGAUGCGAUUUUGCCGUUAGCUUUUUCCCCCCAUAUUUUUAUUUUCUUUUUUUUUUUUGCCUUUCCUUGCUUUGGGUUUUUUAGCUGGGUGAAACGCAUUGCUCAAGAACAGGCAGCCAGAGUGAGACAGGAAAGGCCGAAGAGAGAAAGCAAGAGAACUGGACCACUGAGAGAAAAAGAGAGAACGCGAGAGAGAAGACAAGGCGCGACUUGCAGCGCGACCAGCAGCAGCAAAUGCAACAACAACCAGAGCAGAAGCAGCAGCCAAAGGCGAAAAGACAAUUGCAACAAAAGCAAUUCGAUCAGGCGACAAAAGUGGGGAGCAUCUUUCGAUUGAUCCCUGAUUUAAUAGGUUGCGCCACCCAGAACUGGUUUUAGUUUAGAGAACAUAUUUUAAUAAAAAUCGAUCAAAAGCCAAAAAUCUGCCGAAAGGCUCUGAAAAUAUUUUCUGUUAAAUCUUUUGUGAUCAAAAAAUGUUUUGCUAAUAUGUAAAAAAAAAACACUAGAAAACUUGUUGUUUUUAAAUUAUUCUUAAUAAUAUCUGAAUUCUUAGAUAAAAGGCAAUGAAAUCAAUAACUGAUUUAAUAUUCCUGAAUAAAACGCAAUAAAGGGCUUUAUGAGCAAAACGUGACUACGCCCUAGAAACUUUAAACGAGCAGCUGUUCAACGACUGUUUUGUCGCCUGCACCCGUGGACGAAAAGCACUUUUUAGUCUCCAACUGCCGGAUGCUUGGGCUUUAGCUUUAUAUAUAUACAUAUAUAAAUAUAUAUAUAUAUGGGCGGUUAAAAAAGGAAAACCACACACUCUCGACGAAGAGGAGCAAAGGCAAUGGCAAAACAAAAUAUUGCAGACGCAAAAGCGGCAGACUAAAAAAAAAGUGAUUUCGUUGUUCAUAAAUCAGUUGCAAUUAAAAUUAACUGGGGAAGAAUGCAAGACUUAUUAGAUUUGUGGUCAGUUCGCAGUCGACGUCGCAGUUGGCGUCACAGUCGCCAGUUGCCGGCACGCGAAUGCAAUUUUUUUUUCCUUCUUAUUUCGGGGUGGGGCGCGAACUACACUUGUGUUGAAAUUGCUAUUGCAUUCUUGCACAUAAUUGACUAACAACAAGAAAAAAAAACAAGAAAAAACUAAGUACGUUUCACAUUUUGGCUUUUGUUAUUGUUUAUUUUUUAUCCACACUCACUCGCGGCAUUCGCUUGUGAAGUACAACAAUAUAAUCCCGUUGUUGUCAUUAAAAUAUUAAUUUUUGUUUGUUGUUCUACAAGUGCCGCAUUUAUUUAUUAACACGAACACGAAAACACGAGUGGCGCACGUUACGUAUACGCAAUGUGUCCGGUGUUUUGUUGUUUCCACCCUGCAUCCAUGUUGUUGUUGAUGACGUACGAACAUCAGCAUAAACAUCAUCGUUAGUCACGUAAUUAUCAUCAUCAUCAACGCUUUUUAUUUGUUGUUUCGUGCAGCAGUAGCAACAACAAUAACAACCAUUAUCACAAACACCGUAGGCCACGUUACGUAUACGCAACGUAUCCGUUGUUUAUAU
Drosophila ficusphila is the source of this 10670-nucleotide messenger RNA. RefSeq names its product amnesiac neuropeptides. Lineage: Eukaryota; Metazoa; Arthropoda; Insecta; Diptera; Drosophilidae. The record is from RefSeq and is a predicted model, not a curated record.